UUGAGACUUUCCGCAUACCUGCAGGAGUUGUCUUUCUUCAUUAAGUUUAGAGAAAAACAAAACGAAAGUAGUUUUUCUAAGUUUUACAAGUUUAGUAAGUCUUCUUAAUAUCACGCGGAGUGCUUCCUUUGUUGAUUUUGACAUUAUACAUUGAUACAAAAUGUCAUACGGAAAGUACGAGUAUACUCCUCUCCCAAGGCACAUUGAGUCAAGGCACGAUAUAGACCCAGACAGCCAGAUUCCGAAAACCAAUAUAAUGAUCCAUUAUAUAUGUGCUUUUUACCAUCGGUUUUGUCAGUGGAUUUUUCCUGAAAGAUGUGUCAGAAUUAUUGCAUGGAUUUUAAAUAUACGGAAUAGACAUGGAGCAGGACAUUCAAAGAGGACCAACGAGUAUGAAAAUGAAAUGAUAGAGUUACAGACAUUGAAAGAAAGGUUAGACAAACGGGUGGAAGAAUAUGCGAGGGAAAAUGAAAGACUUAAAGAAGAGAAUCAGGAACUUAUUAAAAGAAUUAAAGAACUGGAAAAUAAUUUGGAAGCAUCAAAGAAAGAUAAUUCACGAUUGUAUAAUCAAGUGAGAGAUCUCCAGAAAAGUUAUUCAGUACUUGCCAAAAGCUAUGAACAGGAAAAAGAAGAGAAAGAAAAAGCCCUUACAAGAUUGAGCUCAGUGGCUGGUGAAAGAUUGCGGUUUAAUAAUCCAGCAAUAGCAGAUUUGUCGGAUGAAAAUCGUCCCAACAAACUGGCUGAGAAGUUUAGCGAGCUUUACGACAACGAAUGGACAGAAUUUUAUGAAAAUAUGGAAGGAACCGGGACUGAAGAAGAAAUAAUAGGACAGAUUGUACAAUUGUUAAAGGACGCCUUUGAUAUUUGCAACAAACUAGCUCAAAAUCAACGCCAAGUAUUGACCACUGCUAUAGCAUACCCUGCAAAUCCAAAACCCCAAAAGACUGACAAUCCUCCAGAAGGUGUUGUGUCCAAAGUCAUUGAUUUUCAAAAACGAACUGCGUCACUAGCUUUUCAAGAUGUGGAGAAAAUAAUUCUAGAAGAAAGUACACAUCUGAAGAAUAACAGCUCCAAAGCAAAAGGUCAAUUUGUUGAGAAGUGUUCUCAGUUAUGCUGGAUGAUGGCCAUCCAAGAUCCUCCAAUGUUUUUGAACUUUGGACCCCAAAAGGAUUCCGUAAUCGACAAAAAUGUAUUCCGACUGUAUACGAAAACAGGAGAAAAAGUCGAUUUUCUGGUUUGGCCGGCCGUUUUUCUUCAUGAGGAUGGACCAAUAGUACAAAAAGGUGUUCUGCAACCAAAGUGAUCCUUUUAAGUCAUUUUUAGUACAAAUGAAAAUUUAAUUUGGUGACAAAGGUUAAUAUUUCUUGCAAUUUAUUAUAUUCAUUGUAAAUAAAAUCAAGUUUGGAAACAAAUGUAAUUGUAUAAUUACAUGUAGUACGUAUUAUACUGUGUCAUUGUAAUAUCUCAUUAGCCAAGAUGAUAUUAUGUAUAUGUGUGCAUGUAAGGAUAAUGAAUAUAAGAGUUGUUUGACAGAUUGUAAUUUGCAUUUGUGCACAACAAGGUCACCGAGUGUUAGGUGCCAAUAUUGUUAAUCAUAAUAUAUCCAUUAAUAUGUCCAACACCCAAUAAAAUGGUGUUAUAAAUGUCACAUCAGAAUUUGGCACUUGUCAAUAUCCCUCAGUUUUAUUUUUUUUCUGAUCUUAGUGCUGGGCGCAAUAUUUUCCAUGAGCAUUAAAUUACAAGUAUUGGAUACAAUUACAUUGAGCAAAAACUCAGAGCGAUACAAAUUAUAAAACUAGUACUGUGUGAUGUUAAAUUUACUUGUGUGGAAAACUUUGGAUGACAAAUAAUUAAGGGUUUUAUGACACAUACCAAUUUUUGAUAAACUUUAAAACGUUUGUAUACUUUAUGCUGUGUGAUAUGUAAUACUGAGAAAGAAACAAGAAAUCAAAUUUUUAAUGACACGAAAUGAUACAUAUUAGAAUAUCUUUUACGUGUAUUCAUUUUAAAAAAAUAAACAACGAAUGAGCAAUAGUUAUGUACAACAACGAUUUGAAUGCAAGUAUGGUUUGUAUGUAGAAAUAUCCUAUGAUUAAAACUUGAUUUUAAAGUUA
Molecule: messenger RNA, 2114 nt
Organism: Magallana angulata
Lineage: Eukaryota; Metazoa; Mollusca; Bivalvia; Ostreida; Ostreidae
Exons: 12
Coding region: 161-1303 (380 amino acids)
Biological process (GO): mitophagy by internal vacuole formation; mitochondrial protein catabolic process
Cellular component (GO): mitochondrial outer membrane
Source: RefSeq, a predicted model, not a curated record